AUGUGUUUUUUGAUUAUUGUUUUGUUAACAGAAAUAAAUGGUACAUGCAAUAGUAAGAAUAAGAUUUUAUCAAUUGCAAGUGGAACAUCAUUUGGCCGAUGUAUUACUUAUUGUCGUCGAUCAAUUAAUAUAACUUCAAAUCCAUAUGAAUUAAUUGCUUUAAAAGAACCAAAUUUUGCUCAAACUCAAUAUCCAUCUGUACAACAACAAUAUCCAAUUUCAUCAGAUGAAUGGCAAAAAUUAAUUAGUCUUAUUGAUUCAAAAAGUUUUCAAACUUUAAAUGAUACAAUUGGAUGUCCAGAUUGUGCUGAUGGAGGAGCUGAAUGGAUUCAAAUUAAUUGGUUGAAGAAAAAUAAACAAGUUACUUUUGAAUAUGGAAAAUUAAUUCAAGGUUUUGAAGGUCUUAUUAAUGAAUUACGAAGUCUUAGAGAUAAAUAUGUCAAUAAUCUUUAA
Messenger RNA from Adineta steineri, 453 nucleotides. Lineage: Eukaryota; Metazoa; Rotifera; Eurotatoria; Adinetida; Adinetidae. The record is from the annotation of a GenBank genome assembly.